Molecule: messenger RNA, 864 nt
Organism: Rhodamnia argentea
Lineage: Eukaryota; Viridiplantae; Streptophyta; Magnoliopsida; Myrtales; Myrtaceae
Exons: 1
Coding region: 1-864 (287 amino acids)
Biological process (GO): root development; shoot system development
Source: RefSeq, a predicted model, not a curated record
AUGGCUUCAUCAAUUGAGACCUCCAAAUUUAGCAGCCAUUUCCGGUCAAUCAGCUUGCCUUGUAGGAGCCACCCUCUCACGACCACCGUAGAGGAGCAUUUGUCUAGGCUCAGAUCAUCUGAAGCAGUGUCCUCAUCGUCAUCCUCAUCGGCAUCCAAAAUUUUGGGAGAACUCAAGAGCCUGUAUGAUUGCAUCGAUGACUUACUUCAGUUGCCUCUCACUCAACAGGCUCUUUCCCACCUGAGAAGUCCAGCUGAAGAGUCGUUGGAUGGUUCUCUCCAGCUGUUAGAUGCUUGCGGUAAUGUGAGAGAAGCUUUCUCACAGAUGAAGGAAUGUGUCCAGGAGCUCAAGUCUUCUUUCCGAAGAAGGAAAAGAGGAGAUUCCAGCUUCGCCUAUGAAGUAGAAGCAUACAUCAACUCUAGAAAGAAGUUGACCAAAGUCAUCUCCAAGUACUUGAGAAAUUUGAAGAAGAAGGGCCCAAACAAGGGCUCUCCCGACGAAGCUACCCUUAGCAUUCUAAGAGAAGCUGGAGAAAUCAGCCUUUCUGUAUUCCAGUCCCUCUUACGUUUCUUUGCUCUGGCGAGUGCGAGCUCAAAGCCUAGAGGCUGGUCUCUCGUGUCAAAACUGCUGGAAGCUAAACGUGUUUCAUGUGAUGGAGGAGAAGAAACCAAUGAAGUGCAAGGCUUGGACGCCACGGUACUCUCCCUCAGAUCGAGCAAAGACAUCAUUAAUCAAAUAGGUGAUCUUUCAAAGCGAUUGGAUGCUCUAGAGUUGAGCAUUCAAGAAAUUGAGGAGGACUUAGAAUGCAUUUUCCGGCGCCUAGUGAAAUUGAGGGUUUCCCUUCUCAACAUUGUUAACCACUAG